This is a messenger RNA of Chlorella variabilis, 915 nucleotides long. RefSeq lists its product as hypothetical. The transcript has 5 exons. Gene Ontology annotation, molecular function: protein binding. The record is from RefSeq and is a predicted model, not a curated record. NCBI's taxonomy places the organism in Eukaryota, Viridiplantae, Chlorophyta, Trebouxiophyceae, Chlorellales, Chlorellaceae. The annotation marks the transcript as partial.
AUGGACAGCCCCGACCCCGAGCUGCAGCGCGUCUUCAGGGGCCACAAAGGCGCCGUCACCUCGGUGGCCUUCUGCGGCCCAGCCAUGAAGCAGGCAAGCGGCGCUGUGAGCGGGUCUGUGGACGGCUGCGUGAUGGCCUGGAACUUCAACCAGCGCAUGCGCGCCUUCCGCUACCUGGGCCACCAGGCAGCGGUGUGCUGCGUGGCGUACGACGCCGUCAGCAACCUGAUUGCAUCAGCCUCCAAGGACCGCACGGUGCGGCUGUGGACGCCCACCGCCCAGGGGCGGUCCACCGUGCUCAAGGCCCACACCGCCGCCGUGCGCGGCUGCGCCUUCUCCGAUAAUGGACGCAUGCUGGCCACCUGCUCCGACGACAAGACCGUCAAGCUGUGGUUGGUGCCGCAGCAGCGCUUCCUGGCCAGCCUCAACGGCCACACCAACUGGGUGCGGUCGUGCCGGCUGAGCCCCGAUGCGCGGGUGGCGGUGUCGGGCGGCGAUGACCACAGCGUGCGGGUGUGGGACCUGGAGACGCAGGCGGCGCUGCACACGUUCAACGAGAUGGAGGGCAGCGUGCAGGUGGUGCGCUUCCACCCAAACGGUGGCUGCAUCGCCAGCGGCGGCACAGACGGCUGCCUGAAGCUGUGGGACCUGCGGGCGGGGCGCAUCAUCCAGUACUAUGAGGCCCACGGCGGCGCGGUCACCGACGCCGCCUUCCACCCCUCGGGCAGCUUCCUGCUCAGCAGCUCCCUGGAUGGCACCCUCAAGGUGUGGGACUUGCAGGAGGGGCUGCUGUUCUACACGCUGCACGGCCACGAGGGCCCCACCCUUGCAGCCAACUUCAGCUCCUCCGGCCAGCACUUUGCAUCGGCAGGGGCGGACGCAGCGGUGCUGGUCUGGAAGACCAACUUUGAUGCU